AUGACGAAUGAUGAGCGUGUUCGUCGCCAUGUUACGGAUGAUCCGAGCUGCUCAAUAUGUGAGGCUGCUUGUGAAGAUAUUGACCAUAUAGCUAUGAAUCUUCAAGACGGUUUAAAGUUUGCUAAGAAUCCGAAUAAUUGGUCGUUGCUCUUCUCGGUAGUUAUUUGGAAUAUAUGGCGAGCUCAGAAUGCAAAAGUUUUUGAAACUCCUUUGGAUGGAGACGGAGCGAUAAUUGAACGGAGUAGUAGGCUUAUUCAAGUCACUCUUCAACCUCAAGUUGGGGUGUCUCCUUCUGCGAAAAAUAACGCUAUUAUAUGUCGUGGUCCGGAUAGUUGGACGGUUCCUCCGGCUCCGUGGAUCAAAAUCAACGCAGAUGCUGCUUGUAGCGGGACGGAUAAUUAUGCUCGGUGUGGGGGAGUUGCUCAAGACAGUUUAGGAAAUUGGAUUUUCGGGUUCUUAAAAUUUAUUGAUGUCUGCUAG
Hibiscus syriacus is the source of this 480-nucleotide messenger RNA. RefSeq lists its product as uncharacterized. NCBI's taxonomy places the organism in Eukaryota, Viridiplantae, Streptophyta, Magnoliopsida, Malvales, Malvaceae. The transcript is spliced from 2 exons. The coding region runs from base 1 to 480 and encodes 159 amino acids. The record is from RefSeq and is a predicted model, not a curated record.